UUUUAUCGUGAUUAUUUCAAUUAUCUCAUAUGGAAUAUAAGACGUCAAUCACCACCAGCAUUGACUUCAACAAAAUACUUUGAAAAAUACUAUACACACCAAAUGCUUGACAUCAAAAUUCAUAAUGAACAGGAAAAGAUUUCGUCGGCUUGCUACCCAAAACUGCUACGUAAGACGGCGCUUUAAACGUAUUUUCACAGCUUUGAUUUUCAUAGUUGGAUGCUGUGUAUGCCUUUUAAAGAAAAGUUUGCCAUCAAAUGUUUUAAUGCCAUGCGAGUUCGAAACUGUUGCCCCGGACAAACCAGUUUUGAAAUUACUUCAGGGUCAACAAGUGAAUUGUCGAAUGUGGGAGCAAUUCUCAUAUAUCAACCAAUCAGGAUAUCUUCAUUUAAACACCACUGCAAUAAAUGACGCAAAUUUUAGCAUAAGCGAGUUUAAAUGUGAUUAUAGAUCAAUUUUAAUGGAUGGUUUAAAUGCAGUAAAAUUGUCACCAAGAGUAAAAUUUAUAGAACCAGUUGUUGUGUAUAACGAAUUUAUAUAUAUCAUUUGUAACAUUACUAACGAGACAACAGUGUAUUCAAACUUCCAUUUCAAUUUAAAUCCAAAAGUUAACAAAAGAAAAAUAUUAAACGAGACAACUGAUCAACUGAGUGUUGUCGUUAUUGGGUUUGAUUCGGUAUCAAGAUUUGUAGCAGAACAAAAACUGCCAAAGACUUUAGACUUUUUCGAAAACAGUUUAGGGGCCUACCCUUUAAAGGGGUUUACCCGCAUUGGGGAUAACACAUUACCAAAUUUGCUGGCUGUUCUUACAGGGAAAACCAUUCUAGAAUCUAUUCUAACUGCAAAAACAAUACCCGUUUUAUUCCAAGAAAUAUUAAGUAGGGGUUAUAUAGACUGUUUUGCAGAGGACUGGGCUCCCUACUUAGUGCCUUUUGUUGCUCAGUAUCCAAACUACACUCACUUUUUCCGUAGUAUUAUUCUAGCGAUUGAAAACAAAGACUUACAUGUUUCACAACUUAGUUCCAUGACACUGAAAGAUAUAGAAUUGAGUACUGAUCCAAUAUGCAUUGGGAAUGAAUUUAAACACAAGAUAAUUUUCGAGUAUACCAAACAAUGUAUUGAAAAGUAUGAAAAGAAAAGAAAGUACGUAUUUAUGUGGAAUAAUCAGGUUUCUCAUCACAAUCCACAGAGCUUAUUUUUAGCGGACAAAGACACAACACAAUAUAUACAGUGGAUGAAUUCAACUGGGAAUCUGAAAAAUACCGUGUUAAUAAUUAUGAGCGAUCAUGGACCUCGCUAUGGAAAAUUUGCUCAGACAGAAUAUGGAAGAAUAACCAGAAAUAAUCCGUUAUUGUCAAUUUACAUACCGCAUCAUGUCAGAGAAACAUUUCCUACUAUUGCUAAAAAUUUAAAAGUCAACGAAAACCGAUUGACCACGCCUUUCGACUUGUACGAAACGUUAAAGGAUAUCAUCUUCAGCAAUUUAGAAAAACGAGAAAAGGAAAGCAAUCUGUUUAACUCAAGAGGAACCAGUCUAUUUUCUGAAGUUCAUAAACAAAGAAGUUGCUAUGAGGCCUCAAUAGGGGAAGACUAUUGCCCAUGCUAUGCUAGUCAGCCAAUAUCACUUGCAGACAAUACAGUUGAAUUAGUAACUGCUUUUGCAGUGAAUUGGUUGAAUCAGAUAAUUACAGAUCAUAAUGUAUCAUGUAGUCAUUUGAAAUUGAAGUCCGUCAAGUCAUCAAGGAUUCAAUUCACCCCAUCUUUAAAUUAUGACAGGAAUAAGCAUCGUUACAUUAUAAAUUUCUAUACUUUUCCAGGCAAUGGCUUAUUUCAAGCUAUUAUAUUAAAAGAUAUUGAGAAAAUUAGCCUAUUUGGAAAUGUAGAUAGACUGAACGAAUACGGUAAUCAGUCUAGUUGUAUCCCAGAGAAGUUAGUACAUACAGGCCUCCGUAAAUACUGCUAUUGUCAAUCAUAAAACGAAUUAUAUUUGUACGAAAAUGAAAUAUCAGAGAAAAGGUCGUACUAAUGGCACACAGAACAAAAGUAUAAACAUAUUUUCAUUAGAUGAGA
Mytilus trossulus (common blue mussel) is the source of this 2070-nucleotide messenger RNA. RefSeq lists its product as uncharacterized. The transcript is spliced from 2 exons. The record is from RefSeq and is a predicted model, not a curated record. The coding region runs from base 125 to 1975 and encodes 616 amino acids. NCBI's taxonomy places the organism in Eukaryota, Metazoa, Mollusca, Bivalvia, Mytilida, Mytilidae.